AUGUGGACGAGGCGCAGUCUGCUGAGAGCUGCGGUGAAUGAGCGGCUGGCUGCGGCUGCAGAAGAGAUCUUUGUGCUGCUGGAGAGAACUAUAGCGGAGUAUGAGGAGGAAGUGUGUCGCUCCAAAGAGGAGAACCAGAGGAACCAGCAGAACCAGAGGAACCAGCAGAACCAGAGGAACCAGCAGAACCAGAGGAACCAGCAGAACCAGAGGAACCAGCAGAACCAGAGGAACCAGCAGAACCAGAGGAACCAGCAGAACCAGAGGAACCAGCAGAACCAGCAGAACCAGAGGAACCAGCAGAACCACAGGAACCAGAGGAACCAGCAGAACCAGAGGAACCACAGGAACCAGCAGAACCACAGGAACCAGCAGAACCACAGGAACCAGCAGAACCACAGGAACCAGCAGAACCACAGGAACCAGCAGAACCAGAGGAACCAUCAGCUGGAAGCGGGGGUUGAAAUCCACUGGUUCAGAUCGAUUCAGGAAACUCCAGAGACUCUACGCGUGAGCGACGAACCCUCAGAACUGGGCCUGAAACAGGAGGAAGAGGAGGCAGAGGAGAGGCUGAAACAGGAGGAAGAGGAGGCAGAGGAGAGGCUGAAACAGGAGGAAGAGGAGGCAGAGGAGAGGCUGAAACGGGAGGAAGAGGAGGCAGAGGAGAGGCUGAAACAGGAGGAAGAGAAGCUCCCAGACUUCACUGCUGUGUGUGUGAAGAGUGAAGAGCAGUCCUCACUGAUUGAAGAAGACAGAGAGGAAGCACAGGGACAGCUCUGUGGAGGAGCAGACAUCAGCUCACAGACACAUUUACACUCAGAGACAGAAGAACAGAGACACCACUCUUACACUGACCAUGAUGAAGACCCUGAUGAAGACCAUGAUGAAGACCAUGAUGAAGACUAUGAUGAAGACUGGGGACAUCCAGGCAGCAGUUCUACUGCACAGAUGCAGACAGAGGCUGAGGGAGACCUCUACAACCAAGUCCACACACAGGGACUGUCAGGGACCGGACCCAGAGACCUGCUGUCAGGGACCGGACUGUCAGGGACCGGACUGUCAGGGACCGGACUGUCAGGGACCGGACUGUCAGGGACCGGACUGUCAGGGACCGGACCCAGAGACCUGCUGUCAGGGACCGGACCCAGAGACCUGCUGUCAGGGACCGGACCCAGAGACCUGCUGUCAGGGACCGGACCCAGAGACCUGCUGUCAGGGACCGGACUGUCAGGGACCGGACUGUCAGGGACCGGACUGUCAGGGACCGGACUGUCAGGGACCGGACUGUCAGGGACCGGACUGUCAAGGACCGGACCUAGAGACCUGCUGUCAGGGACCGGACCCCGAGACAGAGGAGCAGAGAAAUCUCACUCUUGCUCCGUUUUGGAAGAGGAGCCAGGGCCUGAUGAUGAGCAGGACCAGCAUCAGCAGCACCAGCCUGAUCAGCAGUGUGGACAGGAGCUGUGUGGACAGGAGCUGUGUGGACAGGAGCUGUGUGGACAGGAGCUGUGUGGACAGGAGCUGCGUGGACAGGAGCUGUGUGGACAGGAGCUGUGUGGACAGGAGCUGUGUGGACAGGAGCUGUGUGGACAGGAGCUGUGUGGACAGGAGCUGCGUGGACAGGAGCUGCGUGGACAGGAGCUGCGUGGACAGGAGCUGUGUGGACAGGAGCUGUGUGGACAGGAGCUGCGUGGACAGGAGCUGUGUGGACAGGAGCUGCGUGGACAGGAGCUGUGUGGACAGGAGCUGUGUGGACAGGAGCUGUGUGGACAGGAGCUGUGUGGACAGGAGCUGCGUGAACAGCUGUGUGGACAGGAGCUGCGUGGACAGGAGCUGCGUGGACAGGAGCUGUGUGGACAGGAGCUGCGUGAACAGCUGUGUGGACAGGAGCUGUGUGGACAGGAGCUGUGUGGACAGGAGCUGUGUGGACAGGAGCUGUGUGGACAGGAGCUGUGUGGACAGGAGCUGUGUGGACAGGAGCUGUGUGGACAGGAGCUGUGUGGACAGGAGCUGUGUGGACAGGAGCUGUGUGGACAGGAGCUGUGUGGACAGGAGCUGCGUGAACAGCUGUGUGGACAGGAGCUGUGUGGACAGGAGCUGUGUGGACAGGAGCUGUGUGGACAGGAGCUGUGUGGACAGGAGCAGUGUGGACAGGAGCUGUGUGGACAGGAGCUGUGUGGACAGGAGCUGUGUGGACAGGAGCUGUGUGGACAGGAGCUGUGUGGACAGGAGCUGUGUGGACAGGAGCUGCGUGGACAGGAGCUGUGUGGACAGGAGCUGUGUGGACAGGAGCUGUGUGGACAGGAGCUGUGUGGACAGGAGCUGUGUGGACAGGAGCUGUGUGGACAGGAGCUGUGUGGACAGGAGCUGUGUGGACAGGAGCUAGCUGUGUGGACAGGAGCUGUGUGGACAGGAGCUGUGUGGACAGGAGCUGUGUGGACAGGGCAGCUGUGUGGACAGGAGCAGUGUGGACAGCUGUGUGGACAGGAGCUGUGUGGACAGGAGCUGCGUGGACAGGAGCUGUGUGGACAGGAGCUGUGUGGACAGGAGCUGCGUGGACAGGAGCUGCUGUGUGGACAGGAGCUGUGUGGACAGGAGCUGCGUGGACAGGAGCUGUGUGUGUGUGGACAGGAGCUGUGUGGACAGGAGCUGUGUGGACAGGAGCUGUGUGGACAGGAGCUGUGUGGACAGGAGCUGUGUGGACAGGAGCUGUGUGGACAGGAGCUGUGUGGACAGGAGCUGUGUGGACAGGAGCUGUGGACAGGAGCUGUGUGGACAGGAGCUGUGUGGACAGGAGCUGUGUGGACAGGAGCUGUGUGGACAGGAGCUGUGUGGACAGGAGCUGUGUGGACAGGAGCUGUGUGGACAGGAGCUGUGUGGACAGGAGCUGUGUGGACAGGAGUGCGUGGACAGGAGCUGUGUGUGGACAGGACUCUCUUGGCACUUCUCGUCUGCUCCUUCCUGCGCUCCAGUGACUCCUCUCUGCUUCGCUGA
Molecule: messenger RNA, 2994 nt
Organism: Knipowitschia caucasica
Lineage: Eukaryota; Metazoa; Chordata; Actinopteri; Gobiiformes; Gobiidae
Source: the annotation of a GenBank genome assembly